Thermothielavioides terrestris NRRL 8126 is the source of this 932-nucleotide messenger RNA. RefSeq lists its product as uncharacterized. NCBI's taxonomy places the organism in Eukaryota, Fungi, Ascomycota, Sordariomycetes, Sordariales, Chaetomiaceae. Bases 38 to 655 code for a protein of 205 amino acids. The record is from RefSeq and is a predicted model, not a curated record. The transcript is spliced from 2 exons.
GUCGUCCCAUACCUUGACCGGUGAUUUAUUGGCAAUUAUGCGCUCUGUUAUCCUCUCCGCCGCCGUCGCCGCCAGCCUGGCCAGCCUCGCUGCCGCCGUCGCUGUCGCGUCCGGCAACAUUACCAGUUCAGGCAGCACUGCCCGGAUCUUCCUUGACGACGACCUCAACGGUCAGGGCUCCUACGUAGCUUCGAUCGUGAACGCCUGCUCGGAUCGGACUGUCUACGCCAUCCAAUGUACGAGCGCCGGGAACGCUCUGGGGCGUGAGAUCUGUGGCCCCGCUGCUCCGACCGUGACCGUCACGGAGGGCCCUUCCCAGUUCAUCGCCAGCUACGUGACCGAGACGGGGACGCUGGGCCACGACGCGAAGCUGACCAUCUCCGAGUCCUGCCGCCUCAAGGGCACCACCGAGGCCGACUGCGUGGCCGCUGCUACCAUCGAAAUCGACGGCAGCGCGACCGGCAGCUCGAGCUCGACGGUCCUGACCGGCUCCCACGUCCACUUCUACAACGUGCCCAUCACGGCCGGCGCGGAGAAGACGGCGAGCGCGACAGGUGCCUGCACGCCCAACGCCGCAGCCGGGAGCAGCCUGAGCGUGGUCAAGGUCAUGGCUGCUGCUCUGGCUGCGGGAUUUCUGGGCGUUCUUGCUUUCUGAGGACAGCGAGGUGCUGGGAAUGAACGUUUUGCGUGUCAUCGAUUUGAUGGAUUUGGGUCGCUGGGAACUGGGACACCUUGGUUGGUUUAGCGCGGUCAAUGUGGGUUCUUCAAGGAAGGACUUAGGGGUAAAUGGCGUACGGAGGUUUUUCUGGUUGUUCUCGCGCUCGAGAAUCUUAUGCGAAGAUUCAACAAGCAGUCAUUCAAUUCGUUAAUUGAUUUGCUGUUUGCAUAACUCACACCCAAAAGAGUGCAUCGUCCGGCCCGCACACCCACAU